CAACCAACAUAAUCGACCUCACAGACGAAAACGAAGCACCAAACCAGCAACAAGUCGACGAAACUGCAAGUGGCAAGAGACAACGCUACGCCAUGUGCAAACACUGCAAUGUAGAAUUCGACGUCACGGAUAAUGCAGAGGAAGAUUGUCAAUACCCUGAUGAAAUUGAUUGGGAUGGCGACUUUUGGGCUGACCACGACGAAGAUUGUCAUGGCAAGAUUGAUCUCGAUCUCGCGGACGAGUACCCUGAAGGGUUUAUUUGGACGUGUUGCAAGGAAAAUGGAGAGGGGGAAGGGUGUCAGAUUGGUCCGCAUGAGGUUGAUGAGACAUACAAACCAAAAGAAGUCAAGAAGAGGAGGCUU
Aureobasidium musti is the source of this 362-nucleotide messenger RNA. The record is from the annotation of a GenBank genome assembly. NCBI's taxonomy places the organism in Eukaryota, Fungi, Ascomycota, Dothideomycetes, Dothideales, Saccotheciaceae.